Cucurbita maxima (winter squash) is the source of this 1234-nucleotide messenger RNA. RefSeq names its product RING-H2 finger protein ATL29-like. The record is from RefSeq and is a predicted model, not a curated record. NCBI's taxonomy places the organism in Eukaryota, Viridiplantae, Streptophyta, Magnoliopsida, Cucurbitales, Cucurbitaceae.
UUCUCCUCCUCCUCCUCCGCCGCCGUCUCCUCCGCCGCCAUCUCCUCUUCCUCCUCCUCCUUCCUCCUCCAUGUCUUUUUCCGGCCAAUGUCCACCGAUUUCCCCCACUCUUCUUUCUCCCCUGAAGAACACUCCACUCCUCCUCUCACCAUUAUCCUCACUCUCAUCCUCCUCGCCUUCCUCCUCGUCGGCUUCUUCUCCAUCUACUUCUGCCGCUGCAUCAUGGACUCCCUCCUCCACUCCCGCAACCUCCGCCGCUCCCCAUCCGGCAAUAUCCUCCACCCGUCCGCCGAUUCCCCCACCGUCCCUCCCGGCCUCGACCCACUUCUCAUAAACACCUUCCCCACCUUCCCAUAUUCCGGCAUCAAGGAAUUUCGCAGCGACAAAUUCGGAUUAGAAUGCGCCAUUUGCUUACUUGAAUUCGACGACGACAGCUUCCUUCGCCUCCUCACUGUCUGCUGCCAUGUCUUCCAUCAAGAAUGCAUUGAUCUCUGGCUUGAAUCCCACAAAACCUGCCCUGUUUGUCGCCGGAAUCUUGACUCCGAUUCCACCAGAAACUCCGCCGAUAAGCCCCCUGAUUCCGAUCAUGACAACCCACCACGCAGUACCCAUCAUGAAUCAAUCGAAGAUGCUAUUAGUAUUGACAUUGACGACGACGUCGACGACGAUGACAACGCCGACGCCGACGACGACGACGAUCGCCGGUCUGGUUCGAACAGAGGAAAACAGAGUAUAAAAAUAGAGGAGGCGGAGGACGACGGUAUCAAGAAAUUCUCGAGGUGCCAUUCGACGGGGCAUUCGAUUUUGAAGGCGAGAAGGGAAGAUGAUGAUCGGUAUAAGUUGAGAUUGCCGGAACAUGUAAAGAUUAAGAUGAUUAGAGGGCAUAAUUGGACGGGGAGUUGUGUGACUUUUGAUGAAUUCUUACGAAAUCCUGGGAAUGCUGGUGGGUUCUCGGAGCUAUCUGAAUCUGAUGAUCGAAUUGAUCUGCAGAAGCCGCCAUGAUUGAGUUUCUUGAGUUUAAUUCUUCUCUUUCUCUCUAUCAGUUUUGAUUUGAUGUAUUGAGUUUUGUAUCCAUUAAAGAGUUUUGAUUCGUUUUCUUUACAACAGGGUAGUCGUUUUUUGUUUAGGUUCUUUAUCGAUUGCUCUAGAAGAUUACAAAAAUUAUUCAAUGAGAUUUGAAUCUUUUUGUUUAGGUUAUUUAUUGAUUUUCUAAUCCUACGGGAUAUAAGCUCUA